GACAAAGCACGGGAGAGAUCCAUGGUUCAUUAGUAAGAAACCGAUCUGAACUGACAAGACGCGUUUUGGGGUGACAUAGAGGAGUUCUUGUGAGAAGUCUGAAGUUAAGCGUGCUCAGUGUGGACUACAAUAAGUAUGAGUGACCUUAUGGGAAGUCUGAAGUUAAGCGUGCUCAAUGUGGACUAUAGCAGUAUACUAACACUUAGAGCUUGUUUACUUGAUAAAUUUAAUAAUUGAUUUGGGUUCACGAUGGAUUGCAUAGUAAGAGGUCCGCAAACCGACCGACAAUCCCACGGGAGCGCCGAUCUACUAAUUUACCAAGCUGAAAGAAGUAACGGACCAAAACGUCCGUCUCCGUCAGUUGUUAGUGCUACACGCAAAUGGCCCUUUCUGUCUGUCGUAUCCGUCCGCAGCUUUUCGUCCUGACAGUCGUUCUCAACUUCCGCCGGCUUCUCAACCUGCGGCGCUGAUUUCAUCCCAGGUAUGUGUUUUCCCGUCUCUAUUUUUCGAUGGGUUGUUUCAAAUAUGACAAACGAAGGAUUUUCUGGUAUUUCCUUACUUCUCUACCGAAACUAUAAGCGACCUAUGUAUUUAUCGUUCCCCCUCGUUUGCUUUUUUUAGCUUUUCCAAAAUGGUUUUGGAUGCCGGGGAACUCAUCUGCUCAAGGCGGCCGAUGGAUGCAGCGGUUGUACGAUAGUAUCAUUACUUGGAAACCAAUCCAUUCCUAGUAAUAGCGGGUUGAAGAGUUACAGCAAACCCACAAGUUAUUGAAGUUGGCAAUCGUGGGUUCGCGUCCCUUAUUUGACAGUUGCUGGUGGAUGUCAGGUUUCCUUGUAUGGCUAUGGGGAGUUGGCUGCUGAAUGCUAAUUCUGGGUUCAAGUAUUCAAGCCUAGAGAAUGGCUGUUAACUGCAGUAGAAAUCAAAGCAUUUAUUUGCUAUCAAUGCAUUUUGACCUGAUUCUUGGUUGGCUUCUUGUCUAUUUUCAGCACAAAGAACAUCAAUAAUGAGGACAAAAAGAGUAGCCCGUAAAAAAGGUUCUCUGAAACGUCCUCGGUUGCAUCCUCGUGUUGCGUACCAGACAUCCUUUAAAUUGAGGAAAGUUGACUCCAUUGAGCAAAGGGUUGGCCCUGUGGCUUCUGUAAUGGAUGAAAAUGCAUCUGCCGUGAUUGAUGGUGCAAUGCUGAAGAGUUUGUCAGCACGGCGGCCUUGGAUACUCCAUGACCUGGGUGCUGGUGAUCAUAUGCAAGUGGAGGCAAGCACGAAAGAAGAGGAUACGGAGCAUUCUUCAAAGACUUGCCUUCCAAAAGGCGUUGCUAGGGGGUGUCCAGAUUGUAGAGAUUGCGUGAAGGUGAUGGCAAGGUGGCAGCCAGAAAAAGGAAAGAAACAUCUCCUUGAAGAAGCUCCUGUUUUCCGCCCCAAUGAGGAGGAAUUCAAGGAUGCACUAAAGUAUAUCAAAAGUAUAUGUCCAAUAGCUGAACCCUAUGGUAUCUGUCGCAUUAUCCCUCCUACUUCGUGGCAUCCUCCUAGCCUAAUUACUGAAAAGAGUAUGUGGGAAGAUUCAACAUUUGAAUCGCAAGUUCAGCGGAUAGAUGGACUGCAGGACCAAAAUUUAGGCGAGUUUUCUGUGUGUUCUGACAUGGAAGGUGUCAAACUGGAACCUGGUCCGAGACUUACUCCUAAAAUUUUCAAGAUAUAUGCCGAUGAUUUUGUGUCUCAGUACUUCUCCGUCGAUGGCAUAUUGGAUUCAGAAGCAGAUUCCAAUGGGUGUGUCAAGCAGAGGGAACCAUCUGUGGGGGAUAUUGAGGGUGAGUAUGGAAGAAUUAUUGAUAAUCCUACAGAAGAGAUUGAGGUGAUUUGUGGUGAUAAUUUGGAUAGUCGGGUUUUUGGCAGUGGAUUUCCCGUCUAUAAAUCUUUAGAAACUUGUACCAGUCAGGAGUACUUGAACUCGGGCUGGAACUUAAACAAGACAGCUGUGCUUCCAGAUUCACUUCUGUCAUUUGAGAUCUUUAGUACUUCCGGGCUCUUACGACCUCGACUUAGAUUAGGAAUGUGCUUCUCAUCUUGUCCUUGGAAACUUGCAGUGCACCAUUUGUACUGUCUCUCCUACAUGCAUAUUGGUUCCCCCAGAAUUUGGUAUGCUAUCCCUGGAAAUCAUGGUUCGAAGUUUGAAGUUGCUAUGAAGAAUUACCUUCCCGAAUCGACAGUGGAACAAUCAAAGAUGCAACACUAUAGACAGCUAAUGAAACUGACGCCAACAACAUUGAAGUCAGCGGGAUUACCUGUGUAUCGAUGCAUUCAGUAUCCUGGAGAGUUUGUUCUUGUCCUGCCAAGAACACGUUAUUCAGGGUUCGACUGUGGCUUUAAUUGUUCUGAGAGUAUCCAUUUGGCUCCAGUUGAGUGGUUACCACAUGGGCAUAAUUCUGCUGAACUCUACAGUGAACAAGCAAGAAGGACUUUUAUUUCCCAGGAUAAGCUGUUGAUUGGUGCAGCUAGAGAAGCUGUGAGGGCGCAAUGGUUAGACUUACUGUCUGGGAAAGAUAUCUCAAUAAAUGCAAGAUGGAAAGAGGCUGCUGGGAAGGAAGGGAUUUUAGCAAAAGUGCUCAAGUUACGUAUUGAGAUGGAGGCCAAUAGAAGGAAAUACCUGUGCAACACUUCACAGUCAAAGAAGAUGGACAAGGACUUUGAUUCCACAAGUAAAAAGGAAUGUAUAGUAUGUUAUUAUGAUCUUCACCUCUCUGCAGCCACAUGUCCCUGCUCUGCUGACAGAUACUCGUGCCUAAACCAUGCGAAGCUGCUCUGCUCUUGUCCUUGGGGCCGAAGGAUCUUUCUGUACCGUUAUGAAAUUGACGAGUUAAGAAUUCUUAUUGAAGCCGUGGAUGGCAAACUGAGUGCCAUUUAUAAAUGGGCAAAGAAUGAUCUCCAGCUUUCGCAGCAGUCCAUUGUCUCUGAUAAGAAUAGCUCGCCAGGAAGGAGGCAGAUAGGCGAACCAGGGUGCAGCACUGGAGGAUCAGAAGGGAAAGGAAAAGAGAAGUUUUAUGAUGCAUCAAUACCCUAUGAAGGCUGGAACAGUACUGCCUCUGCGAUCAGGGAAGAACUGAAGGCACGAAUGCUCCAAUGGAAGUCCUUGAAGGAAAAGAGGCUGAAGGGCAAAAGCAGUCUGAAGCCUACUUCUUUAUUUUCUUAUGCUGAUGAUGCUUGUAACACACAUAUGCCUGAAGUUUCUUCUGAUAGCACCAGCGAAUCAAGCUCAUCUUAAUAAUAUACGGUAGCACAUUUUCGUUUCUCCUCCACGCCAAGCGAUGAUGUAUUCCUGGUUCAUGAUUGGAGUAUAAGAAUAACAGGAACAUCAGAUAUAUCAGAAGCCAGGUUGACCUAUACCCCAGAAAGUUUGUUCUGAUCAGCUGAGUAGGAAUGGUAGAUACAGAAACAUGUCUGCAAAUCAGUCAUAAUUUAGACCAAAUGGAUAAAAGAAACCGACCAAAUACUUAAUCUUACUGCUAUAUGAAUAGUGUCUUGGACAACCAGCUGCAGUUGUUAUGGAAUAUCAGU
Messenger RNA from Linum trigynum, 3549 nucleotides. NCBI's taxonomy places the organism in Eukaryota, Viridiplantae, Streptophyta, Magnoliopsida, Malpighiales, Linaceae. The record is from the annotation of a GenBank genome assembly.